AUGGACAGUAGCCACGACGCCCCGGCUCCCUCGAGACGUGGGCACCAAGAAGAGACCGACAGCAACAAACAGCAUAGCGAAGCGGUGCGCACAAGUCACAGACCCACCCACACAGACAGACACACAAACCCAUUGGUGUGUGUCAAUCGCUGGUCAGGUGCCUGAUGAUGACGGCGGCGCCAAGAAGCGUAGACGCGUAGACAUCAGCCCUGCUGCUGGUGGUGGGCAUAGCGGAGGUACGCAAAGCAUCGGCUGCUGUCGAUGGACUGCAUAUCGUCAUGACCCUCCUGUGCUGUGUGUUGUGUGGUGCCUUCAGGUGGCUCGAUUGGUGCGGGUGGUGCUGCGGCAGAGUCACAGCAGCAACAGGGAGGUGCCACCUCACUGUCGGCAGAUCUGACGGCUUUCAACAUGCAGCACCCCCACCAGCAGCAGCAGCAGCAGCACCCCGUGUGGUACGUCCUCGCCCACCGCGGCAGCGAUUUUCUGCUGCGGGAUGUGCUGCGUCUGAGGAAGACCUGCAGCUGGGCCAGAGGCCUCUUCGGAGCACCUCAGCUGCGACAGCGGCUCAGCCAUUCGCUCAGCACACAGGCGGGGCUGCGGCGGACGGCCAACGGACAGCAGCUGCUGACAUUCGCCGACCAGCAGAUGGGUGUGGGUGACCUGCUGGCGGCGCUGUGUGUGACGGAGGCGGGCGGCUGGAGUGAGAUGAGCGAGGCGGUCGAGCUGGCGGGGCAGUGCGGCAACUACCAGCUGCCUGUGAGGCUCACUUCGGCCGAUCUGCACCGAUACGCAAACAAGACGGUAAGCCAACCGAGGGAGGGAGGGAGAAGGGAUGGCUCUCAUUCGGUGUGUGGUGUGUUGAUGUGGUGUGUGUGUAGGCGUAUUUGGCCGCUCUCCGUGUGUUGGCUCAGCUGAAGAUGGUCGGCCCCCACAUCCACUUCGGCAGCGGCGUGGCCUUCCAACUGUUCUUGCGCGGCAACACACUUCGGGCCAUCAAGGACCAGAACGGCUACGAGAUCAACAUCAACCCGCCCCUCCCUCUCAACCACCUCUACCAACAGCACCGACAGCAACAUGACCCACCAGUCCGCAGCAGGAUCACAUAUUCCUCGUCCACGGGCUGGCAGUCGCUGAUUGGGGAGGCUCGGGUCUACUCGUCUGUGUCAUCGAUGGUCAAGAAGAUCAUCAUCGACCACUUCAACGGGACUCACCCCACCGUCACCACUCACUACCGUAUAGUCGACAGGUGAGGCGGGGCAUCACUCUGUGUGGGCAUUGUGACGACACACGAGUAUGUGUUAUGUGUAUCAGGCAUGUCGACAACAGCCGGCUGCACAGCAUCAUGACACAGUCCCCUCACACACCAGUGGAGGGAUGCACCACAACCGCAUCAUUCCGCUUUGCUGCCAUUUUCGCUGACCGUCGUUAUCUCGUCCUGACCAACGCCAGCCAUCCCUUCGUCGCAUGGAUCUACAUCCAGGAUGUGCUGCACAACACUGCUCAGCCCAGUCCGGCACAGCGAGGGGGAGGAAAUGCGCCACUCUCAUCUCUGUCCUCUGCUGUCAUCCAUUUGCAGUCGCUGUUUGUGUCAGGACGACCGAGCCGAAUGUGUCUGGCGUGGGUGGCGCCUUCAAGGACCGCUUCCCAGUGACUUAUCGGCUGGCGCGUGUGGUGCUGGGGGCCGUCAUCUCAGCCGUGGUCUUCGACCAAUAG
Messenger RNA from Vitrella brassicaformis, 1713 nucleotides. The record is from the annotation of a GenBank genome assembly. Lineage: Eukaryota; Vitrellaceae.